This is a messenger RNA of Cladocopium goreaui, 680 nucleotides long. The record is from the annotation of a GenBank genome assembly. NCBI's taxonomy places the organism in Eukaryota, Dinophyceae, Suessiales, Symbiodiniaceae.
UGACCCUACCACUAUCCCUGUGAUUCUGCACCAUGGCACCUGCGGCCUGCUUGAACUUUGCCAGCAUGAUGGGCCAGGGCAGUAGCUUUCUUGUUACUCUCAGCAAGCCUCAACAGACCCCAAGUGGUUUCAGUAUCCGAUACAACGACGAGGUUCUCCUUGUCACACGUGUUUGGGAGGAUACGCCGAUGGACACCUGGAACCGAGAGCACCCGACUCGCCAAGUGGUAUACGGUUCUCAUGUGAUAAGCGUGAACGGCAAGAGGAAUAUUCCUGAGAUGAUCAUUGCGCUUCAAGAGAGUUGCAACAUCCGAAUGGAGGUUGCGCGCUCCUUGGAAACAGAGUUGUUGGAUGAGAUGAUUUCAAGGGACAGAAAGAUGUGGAAUCCGCUCGUUGAGGAGGUCUUCAAUUCUUUGCCUGAGAGGCACUGCAACUGCUGCAAGAAUACUUCAUGCGCGGUUUGCUUGGAGGACUUCGAUGACGAGAUGGUUUUACAGCUGCCGUGUAAGCACGCCUUUCACCGGGAUUGCAUUUCUGUCUGGCUCUUGAAUCGUUCCACGCGUUGCCCUCUGUGCAACCAAGUUGUGGACGACAGCCACUGGUCCUGGUUGGGGCAACGUGUCACGGGAUGUGGGAGCUCUGCGGUAUACAUGGCUUUGUCAUGGUUUGUCAUGGUCUGA